UCGUUGGACUCCAGUUGCUUUUCCUCUCCACCUGUGAAUUUCCUUCAAGAAUUGCCAAGCUAUCGGUCCAUUGCACGCAAGAGGACGACCAUUCCUACCCGAGAGAAGCAAAGUGGCACUUUGCUAAAGCCGACAGACUCUUACAGCUCCCAGUUGGAAGGAGGAAUCACUGAAAACCUCAAUAGCCAAUCGAUUCGGAAGUAUGCACUGAACAUCUCUGAGAAGCGGAGGCUAAGGAACAUUCAGGAGACCCAGAUGAAGUAUUUAUCUGAAUGGGACCAGUGGAAACGGUAUAGCAGCAAGUCUUGGAAGAGGUUCAUAGGGAAGGCUCGCGAGAUGACGACCCACCUGGAGCUGUGGCGGGACGACAUUCGCAGCAUAGAAGGGAAGUUUGGCACUGGGAUUCAGUCCUAUUUCUCCUUCUUGCGGUUUCUGGUGUUGCUGAACUUGGUGAUCUUUCUGAUUAUCUUUAUGCUGGUUUUGCUCCCCGUCUUGCUCACCAAAUACAACAUCACCAACAGCACCUUUGUGCUCAUUCCGUCCAAAGACACGGAUGUUCAAUGCACAGUGUAUCCAAUAAGUAGUUCUGGACUCAUUUACUUUUAUAGUUAUAUCAUAGACUUGCUCUCUGGCACUGGUUUUUUGGAGGAGACCUGCCUCUUUUAUGGACAUUACACCAUUGAUGGGGUGAAAUUUCAGAACUUCACCUAUGAUCUGCCCCUGGCUUAUUUGUUAAGCACAAUUGCCUACCUGGCCCUGAGUCUUCUUUGGAUAGUGAAAAGGUCAGUGGAAGGGUUCAAAAUCAACCUGAUCCGGAGCGAGGAGCACUUUCAGAGUUACUGCAACAAGAUCUUUGCUGGCUGGGACUUCUGCAUCACCAACCGUAGCAUGGCGGACCUGAAGCACAGCAGCCUGCGGUAUGAGCUCCGGGCAGAUCUGGAGGAAGAAAGAAUACGGCAGAAGAUAGCAGAGAGGACCUCGGAAGAAACAAUACGGAUUUACUCUUUGAGACUGUUUUUGAACUGCAUUGUUCUGGCUGUUUUAGCUGCAUGCUUUUAUGCAAUUUAUAGAGCAACGAUAUUCUCACAAGAGCACAUGAAAAAAGAAAUUGACAAGAUGGUUUUUGGAGAGAACCUUUUGAUAUUGUACCUGCCUUCUAUUGUGAUCACGCUGGCCAAUUUUAUCACCCCAAUGAUCUUUGCCAAAAUCAUCCACUAUGAGGAUUAUUCCCCAGGCUUUGAGAUCCGGCUGACAAUCCUUAGGUGUGUGUUCAUGCGCCUGGCCACCAUCUGUGUGCUGGUAUUCACCCUGGGCUCCAAGAUUACAUCCUGUGAUAACUACUCCUGUGAGCUCUGUGGCUACAACCAGAAACUCUACCCGUGCUGGGAGACCCAAGUUGGACAGGAAAUGUACAAGCUGAUGAUCUUCGACCUCAUCAUCAUCUUGGCCGUGACGCUUUUUGUGGAUUUUCCUAGAAAGCUCCUGGUGACCUACUGUUCCUCUUGGAAACUGGUUCAGUGCUGGGGACAGCAGGAAUUUGCCAUUCCUGAUAACGUUCUGGGGAUUGUUUAUGGGCAAACCAUUUGCUGGAUUGGAGCCUUUUUCUCCCCUCUUCUCCCUGCAAUUGCAACCUUGAAACUCAUUAUCAUCUUUUAUGUGAAAGAGAUAAGUCUUCUUUACACCUGCCGGCCCUCCCCAAGGCAGUUCAGAGCAUCCAAUUCUAAUUUCUUCUUCCUGUUGGUGUUGCUGAUAGGGCUGUGUUUGGCAAUAAUACCUCUGACGAUCAGCAUGGCACGCGUCCCUUCCUCAAAAGCUUGUGGGCCGUUCACCAACUUCAACACCACCUGGGAGGUGGUCCCCAAGACAGUGAGCACCUUUCCCAGCUCACUGCAGUCCCUGGUCCAUGGCGUCACCUCGGAAGCCUUUGCAGUGCCUUUCUUCAUGAUCAUCUGCCUCAUUAUGUUUUAUUUCAUCGCCCUUGCCGGAGCACACAAGCGGGUGGUGGUCCAGCUCCGAGAGCAGCUGUCCCUGGAAAGUCGUGACAAGCGUUAUCUAAUUCAGAAACUAACGGAAGCCCAGAGGGAUAUGAAGAACCGUCUAGACUGGCAGUGA
Molecule: messenger RNA, 2112 nt
Organism: Puma concolor (puma)
Lineage: Eukaryota; Metazoa; Chordata; Mammalia; Carnivora; Felidae
Source: RefSeq, a predicted model, not a curated record